AGAAUCUUCUCUAUAUAAAGGCCACAAGAACAACCACUGAACCACCCCGAACGGCCUCGAGAAGAAGUAGAACUGUAGAAGCUGAAAGACGGCAACAUAUCAUGAAGUUGCUUCCUCUCCUUCUUGCUUGCUCUCUCCUCUUCCCCGCCGCAACUCCUACCAGGAAGAUUACCAAUAUCUGCAGCUCACAAAUUAAUGAUUUCCAGCACCUCAACAGCACGGGCCUGCACCAGACGCUGCACCACCCGCAGAGCCCCUGCUCGCCGGCGCCUCUUUCCUCGGACCUCCCCUUCUCCGCCUUCAUCACCCACGACGCGGCGCGCAUCGCCGGGCUCGCCUCGCGUCUCGCCACCAAGGAUAAAGACUGGGUCGCCGCCUCCUCGGUGCCGCUGGCUUCGGGAGCGUCGGUCGGCGUGGGCAACUACAUCACCCGGCUCGGCCUCGGCACGCCGACGACCACCUACGUCAUGGUCGUCGACUCGGGGUCGUCGCUAACGUGGCUCCAGUGCGCGCCCUGCGCCGUGUCGUGCCACCCGCAAGCCGGCCCGCUCUACGACCCGCGGGCGUCGAGCACUUACGCCGCGGUGCCCUGCUCGGCUCCGCAGUGCGCCGAGCUCCAGGCCGCCACGCUCAACCCUUCCUCCUGCUCGGGCUCCGGCGUCUGCCAAUACCAGGCCAGCUACGGCGACGGCUCCUUCUCCUUCGGCUACCUCAGCAAGGACACCGUGUCCUUGAGCUCUUCCGGCAGCUUCCCGGGCUUCUACUACGGCUGCGGCCAAGACAACGUGGGCCUCUUCGGCCGCGCGGCGGGGCUCAUCGGCCUCGCACGGAACAAGCUCUCGCUGCUCUCCCAGCUCGCGCCCAGCGUCGGCAACUCUUUCGCUUACUGUCUGCCGACGUCGGCGGCGGCAUCGGCAGGGUACCUGUCCUUCGGGUCGAACUCGGACAACAAGAACCCGGGGAAAUAUUCGUACACGUCAAUGGUGUCUAGCUCCCUCGACGCAUCUCUCUACUUCGUCAGCCUGGCAGGGAUGUCCGUCGCCGGGAGCCCGCUCGCCGUGCCCUCGUCGGAGUACGGCAGCCUGCCGACGAUCAUCGACUCGGGCACGGUGAUCACGCGUCUGCCCACGCCCGUGUACACGGCGCUGAGCAAAGCCGUGGGCGCGGCCUUGGCGGCGCCCAGCGCGCCGGCGUACUCGAUCCUCCAAACAUGCUUCAAGGGCCAGGUGGCCAAGCUGCCCGUGCCGGCCGUCAACAUGGCUUUCGCAGGCGGCGCCACGCUGAGGCUGACGCCGGGGAACGUUCUGGUUGACGUGAACGAGACCACGACGUGCCUGGCCUUCGCGCCCACCGACAGCACGGCCAUCAUCGGGAACACACAGCAACAGACGUUCAGCGUCGUUUACGAUGUUAAAGGCUCCAGGAUCGGCUUCGCGGCCGGCGGCUGCAGCUGAAGAAUUUCUCGGAUGAACUUAACUUGGGCAGCAAUGCUUCUUUUGCUGCCUAUCCGCCGGAGCAGGGCACGUCAACAAACUUCCUUGCAGAUACAAUCAUGUAAAAGAUGAUAAAGAAGAUGGAAUUGUUGCUCUAGCCUCUAUAUAUAUACACGUGAAAGAGGGUAAAUGAUGGUGAACCGGUGAUACUAUUAUGUUGGUGAAGGUAAUAAAGCAAGAUGUGAAAUAAUAUUUGAACUUGAAGCAUA
Molecule: messenger RNA, 1702 nt
Organism: Brachypodium distachyon (stiff brome)
Lineage: Eukaryota; Viridiplantae; Streptophyta; Magnoliopsida; Poales; Poaceae
Product: aspartyl protease family protein At5g10770
Exons: 2
Coding region: 102-1454 (450 amino acids)
Biological process (GO): proteolysis
Molecular function (GO): aspartic-type endopeptidase activity
Source: RefSeq, a predicted model, not a curated record